AUGGCAUUGCCGAUAAUUCACCCAAGAUUGGGCCCAGGCGUAGCCAUAACCCCACCCUGCAUCUUCCACAUAUAUGCCCAUAAGAUCUCAACCUCGAUAGUAUCUAUCCCAGACUCAGUAGUCGCCCAAGCAUCCACCUGCUAUGGAAUUCCUCGGUCUACCAAACGAGAUCAUCCUUCAGAUAUCCCAAUUUCAAUACCCCCAGGACACAAACGCUCUUCUAAGAACGAACCACCGACUCGCGGCCCUUCUAGCUCCCGCUCUCCUCGACAACACGUGUUGCUUGCAGUUCAAGCAGAAAGCUUCAGCAGCGCUGAAUGCUGUGUCGAUACGUCAGGAUAGGGCGAAAGUGAACAGGCUCAUCCACAAGGGAAUCAUCAACCUCUUUGGAGAAGGGUGGCUUCUCGGCCAAGCUGUACGCUCACGAAGCCUUGACGCCGUGCACACCCUCCUGGAGUGCGGCUUUGAAGCAGACGCUCGGGACUCGGAGGGUCUUUCGCCACUCUUCACAGCAAUCUACUGUGGGCUCCCGGGAGUGGUGGAAUUGCUAUUGAAGCAGGUGAGCGUCGACCUCAAUGCCGUUCUGAACCGCGGCAACUCAACCGAGGUGUACACGCCACUGCUCAUCGCGGCGGAGGAAGGCGAGGUCGAGAUUGUGCGGCUCCUGCUGGAAAGCACGGCCCUAGACAUCAAUGCGCAAGACCACGCAUACAGGACUGCGCUACAUCUUGCGGUGGGCUGCGAUCGCGAGGAAGUCGUAUUGGCUCUCCUGGCGGAUAAGAGACUCAAUGUCAAUAUAUCGAACCUUCUCGACGAAACAGCGCUACACGUUGCAACUCAGUACGGCUCUGAGGGGAUUAUCAAGACAAUGCUAGAGGACGACAGGUUCAAUGUGAACCACAGGAAUGAAGAGGGCGACACCCCAUUACACCUCGCGGCGUACAUGGGGCGCAGAAGGGUGGUGCAGAUGCUCCUGGAUGACAAGAGGGUCGAUCCCGAGAUCGAGGGCGACAACGGAGAUAGGCCUUUGCACUACGCCGCUCGAUACGGAUACCGAGAUGUGGCCAGGGUGCUCCUGGAUGACGCCAGAAUCAACAUCAACUCCAUCAACGGCUACCACAGAACUCCAUUGCAUAACGCUGUCAUCGGCGGCAGCAGCGGCGUAAUUCCACUCUUGCUCGCGGACCAAAGGCUCGACCCUAAUAUCCGGGACCUCCAUGGCCGCACGGCCUUCCAUACGGCCGUUCAUCGAGGACUCGAAGCCGGCGUGCGGCUUCUGCUCGCGGACGACAGGGUCAACACUAGCACCGAGGACAUCACAGGCUGCUCACCACUACAAACCGCUGCCACGCAAGAUUUCAAGAACAUCGUAGGGAUUCUACUCCAUGGUGGUGGCGUGGGGUUGAUGCGGAAAUGGAGCAUUGCCGGGACGUGA
Messenger RNA from Tuber aestivum (summer truffle), 1435 nucleotides. Lineage: Eukaryota; Fungi; Ascomycota; Pezizomycetes; Pezizales; Tuberaceae. The record is from the annotation of a GenBank genome assembly.